AUGUGGGGGUCGCGCAACGAGCUGAGCGGGAGCAGUAGGGCAGCUGCAGCUGCCGCGUCUGCCGCACAGGGUGGAGGGGGUAGCGCCAUGCCGCAUCCGCCGCUCAGGGCUGCUGCAGAGCCCUGCAGGAGCAGGCCCGUGACGCAGCAGACGCUGCGACGACGAGCAGGAGCCCCACGGCGAGGAACCGGCGGACGGCGCGCCUUGGGACACCCAGUGGCCAAGGUGUACCUGCACCCGAGCCCCUCCCUGGCCAGCAGCCGCAGCUUGUGCGCGGAGCUGCGGACCAGGAUGUUGUACGACGCGCGCACGCACCGCCACCACCGUGGAGCCACAGCCGGCUGGGAGUCGUGUUGCCGGGCCACACACCAUAGAUCCAGUGACCGAAAGCACGGAUCUGGCCCAUAG
Miscanthus lutarioriparius is the source of this 408-nucleotide messenger RNA. The record is from the annotation of a GenBank genome assembly. Lineage: Eukaryota; Viridiplantae; Streptophyta; Magnoliopsida; Poales; Poaceae.